Messenger RNA from Scomber japonicus (chub mackerel), 3318 nucleotides. It is a transcript of the gene gucy2f, whose product is annotated as guanylate cyclase 2F, retinal. The coding region runs from base 1 to 3318 and encodes 1105 amino acids. NCBI's taxonomy places the organism in Eukaryota, Metazoa, Chordata, Actinopteri, Scombriformes, Scombridae. Gene Ontology annotation, molecular function: ATP binding; peptide receptor activity; guanylate cyclase activity. Gene Ontology annotation, biological process: cGMP biosynthetic process; protein phosphorylation; intracellular signal transduction. The record is from RefSeq and is a predicted model, not a curated record. The transcript is spliced from 18 exons.
AUGCAAAAUAUUCCUCCAAAUUUCAGAGGGUCGCUAUGGGAGUCUAACCAUCCAUGUAUGCCCAUCAUUAAAAGCAGACCAACCUUAACAACGCUGCCCUUUUAUAACUUUCUGUUAUGGGUCCUCCUCGGAGUUUUGACGUUCCCCUGUUGUGUCCGUUGUUUGAUAUUCAAAGUGGGGGUCCUGGGGCCCUGGAACUGCGACCCUGUCUAUUACAGGGCCCUGCCCGCUGCGGCUGCCAGGCUCGCUGUAAACAGGAUAAACGGAGACCUGAAUCUGGAUCUAGGCCUGAAAAUGGACUUUAUCAUUUUGCAGGAGCCUUGCGAAACCUCCAGAGCUCUCACUGCGUUUAUUUAUUACGAAAAGAUGGCAGAUGCGUUUGUGGGCCCCACCAACCCUGGAUACUGUACUGCAGCUUCACUGCUGGCCAAGAACUGGGAUAAAGCCAUCUUCUCUUACGGCUGUGUUAACUUUGAACUGGACCGCGUUAUAGGAUACCCAACAUUUACCAGGACAGUGCCGUUUCCCACUGAGGUGUUGUUCACCGUGUUUAAACACUUCAGGUGGGCCAACAUUGCGGUGGUCUCAUCCAAUGAGGAUAUCUGGAUAGAUACCGCACAGAGAGUGGCUACAGCUCUGAGGAAUAAGGGGCUCGCCGUUGGCCUGGUUACAUCUAUGGGUUUAAAUGAAACAGAGGUGGAGAGCACAAUGAGGAGGAUUCAAGAUGCAGGACAGAUCAGGGUUAUCAUCAUGUGCAUGCACUCUGUCCUGUUUGGAGGGGAGCAGCAGGCUACUUUUCUUCUCAAGGCACAUCAAAUGGGUCUGACUUCAGGGAAAUAUGUUUUUGUGCCCUACGACACUCUACACUUCAGUGUGUCCUACACCAACGUCUCCUACUUCCCCCUGCAAAACGACAGCAGGCUGAGGGAGGCCUAUGAUGCUGUGCUCACUAUCACUGUGGCCUCUGAGCCCUUGUCCUUCAAUGAGGUGUACACUGCAGUGAAGAAGAGUGAGGAAGUGACACUAUCUGUGCAGGCAGAACAGGUCAAUCCACUAUUUGGGACCAUUUAUAACAGCAUCUACUUGGUGGCCAACUCCAUCAGCAAUGCUAGGAGAGCAGGCAUGCGGCUGUCAGGCUCAAAACUGGCCUACUUUACAAAGAAUACUACUUUUGAUGGCUUCAACCAGAAAAUCCAGGUGGAUACUGAUGGUGACGUCAAAACCAAUUACGUCAUCCUGGACACUGACAAAACAGGAGGCCAACUGUACCAGACCUAUCUGGUGGAUCUCGCGUCCGGAGGGCUUAGCUUUGCUGGGAGGUCCAUCAAUUUUCCAGGAGGAUCCCCUCCGCCGUCUGAUUCCAGCUGCUGGUUCGAUCCGACUGAUGUCUGCACAGGGGGUGUGGAGGUCACCUAUAUCAUAGUGGUGUUUGCUGUCAUCUUCAUUCUGGCUGUAGGAGGGAUCGGAAUAAGUCUUUACGUCAGGAUGAGACUUCAACAAAUCCAGCUUGUCAAAGGUCCCAAUCGGAUCCUGCUGACCUUAGAGGAUCUCACUUUCAUUAACCCUCAGCUUAGCAAGAAGAAAAUCACUUUAGAGGAUCUGAGUGAGUGUAUGGGUGCUCUGGAGGAGAAUUCUAUAGACCCCUCUCAAUCUAUGACCAGCAUGCAGACAGCAACUCAUGAGACCACCAAUGUUGCUGUGUAUGAGGGCGACUGGGUGUGGCUGAAAAAAUUUGAGGAGGGGCAUUUCAAGGAGGUGAAACAGAGCACCGCAAAGAUUUUCACCAAGAUGAAGGACCUCAGAAACGAGAAUGUGAAUCCCUUCCUGGGCUUCUUUGCGGACAGCUCCAUGUUUGCGGUGGUGACAGAGCACUGCUCGCGGGGCAGUCUGCAGGACCUGCUGAGGAACGAGGACGUUAAACUAGACUGGAUGUUCAAGUCCUCACUUGUGCUUGACCUCAUCAAGGGUGUGAAAUACCUUCAUCACAGGGAUUUCCCCCAUGGCCGACUAAAAUCUCGUAACUGUGUGGUAGACGGGCGUUUUGUCCUUAAGAUUACAGACUACGGCUUUAAUGAGCUGCUGGAGUCUCAGAAAGCUCCUAUAGAAGAACCUCCUCCUGAAGAUCUAUUUUGGACAGCUCCAGAGUUCCUGAGAGACCUUGCAAACUCUCGUAAAGGGACUUACAAGGGAGAUGUGUACAGUUUCUCUAUCAUCCUCCAGGAAGUGGUGGUCAGAGGGCCACCGUACUGCAUGCUGGGUCUACCAGCCGAAGAGGUCAUCCGGAAGGUGAAGAAGCCUCCUCCAAUGUGCCGCCCCACUGUGGCCCCGGACCAGGCUCCUCUGGAGUGUAUACAGCUGAUGAAGCAGUGCUGGAGCGAACAGCCUGACCGAAGACCAAACUUUGAUGAGAUAUUUGACAGGUUCAAGAUAAUCAACAAGGGUAAGAAGACCAACAUCAUUGACUCUAUGUUGAGGAUGCUGGAGCAGUACAGCUCCAACCUGGAGGACCUCAUCAGAGAGAGAACAGAGGAGCUGGAGGUGGAAAAACAGAGAACAGAAAAACUGCUGUCUGAGAUGCUCCCACCCUCUGUGGCCGAAGCUCUGAAGACCGGUGCAACAGUAGAGCCAGAGUACUUUGACCAGGUGACAAUCUACUUCAGUGACAUUGUGGGUUUCACCACCAUCUCCUCCCUCAGUGAUCCCAUCGAGGUGGUCGACCUUCUCAAUGACCUCUACACUCUAUUUGACGCUGUGCUCAGUAACCAUGAUGUCUACAAGGUGGAGACCAUUGGUGACGCUUACAUGGUAGCAUCAGGUCUGCCCAAGAGAAAUGGCAACAAGCACGCUGCUGAGAUUGCCAACAUGUCUCUGAACAUCCUCAGCUCAGUCGGAACCUUCCAUAUGCGGCACAUGCCAGACGUGCCCGUCAGGAUACGCAUAGGAAUCCACUCAGGGCCGUGUGUUGCUGGGGUGGUAGGUCUGACUAUGCCUCGGUACUGCCUUUUUGGAGACACCGUCAACACUGCCUCUCGUAUGGAAUCCACUGGGCUGCCUUAUAGAAUCCAUGUGAAUAUGACCACUGUGAAGAUCCUCCAUUCUCUCAAUGAAGGUUAUAAAAUAGAGGUCAGGGGCAAGACAGAGCUAAAGGGUAAAGGUAUUGAAGAGACAUACUGGCUUGUGGGGAAAACUGACUUUACAAAGCCUUUGCCAAAACCACCAGAGAUUAAACCAGGGGACAACUGGCAGGAGAUGGCGACAGAGGAGAUCAAGACCUAUUUUCGCAAAGCCAACAGGCAGGUGGACAAACAUAAGAUCUGA